CAGUGCACUGCAGUUCUACAUUCUCGCUCCGUGGAGUUCAGCUAUGGCGAUUCCUAAACCGAUCCCUAAUUUUAUCUUUCUAAUUCUUGUCUCUUUCUUCGUCAUUGCCUCUGCUGAAGUAUUCUUCGAAGAGCGCUUCGAUGAUGGAUGGGAAAGUCGGUGGGUAAAAUCUGACUGGAAGAAAGAUGACAACAUGGCUGGGGAAUGGAAUUACACUUCUGGAAAAUGGAGUGGGGAUCUUAAUGACAAAGGUAUUCAAACUAGUGAAGACUACAGGUUCUAUGCUAUUUCGGCUAAGUUCCCAGAAGUUAACAACAAGGGCAAGACUCUAGUCUUCCAAUUUUCUGUCAAGCAUGAGCAGCAGCUUGAUUGUGGUGGUGGUUACAUGAAACUACUCAGUGGUGACAUUGACCAGAAGAAUUUUGGUGGUGACACCCCAUACAGCAUUAUGUUUGGGCCUGAUAUCUGUGGAAGCACAAAGAAAGUACAUGCUAUUCUUCAUUACAAGGGGACAAACCACUUGAUGAAAAAGGAAGUUCCAUGUGAGACUGACCAACUUACUCACGUUUACACAUUUAUUCUCCAUCCGGAUGCUACUUACAAAAUUCUUAUUGAUAAUGUUGAGAAACGAACUGGUAGCUUGUACACUGAUUGGGAUCUUCUCCCACCGAAGAGAAUCAAGGAUCCCAGUGCAAAGAAGCCUGAAGAUUGGGAUGACAAGGAAUUCAUCCCUGAUCCUGAAGACAAGAAGCCAGAGGGUUAUGAUGACAUUCCAAAAGAAAUUCCUGAUCCUGAUGCUACGAAGCCAGAAGAUUGGGAUGAUGAAGAAGAUGGUGAAUGGACACCCUCAACAAUUCCCAACCCAGAGUACAAUGGCCCAUGGAAGCCUAAGAAAAUCAAGAACCCCAACUACAAGGGCAAGUGGAAGGCUCCAAAAAUUGACAACCCAGAUUUCAAGGAUGAUCCUGAUCUCUAUGUUUUCCCCAACUUGAAGCAUGUUGGUAUUGAAUUGUGGCAGGUAAAAUCUGGAACAUUGUUUGAUAAUAUCUUAGUUGCUGAUGAUGUUGAGUAUGCCAAAAAGCUAGCUGAAGAAACAUGGGGCAAGCAGAAGGAUGCCGAGAAGGCUGCAUUUGAGGAGGCAGAGAAAAAGGAAGAGGAGGACUCCAAGGAUGACGCCGCAGAUUCUGAUGUGGAUGAUGAUCAUGGUGAUAGUAGUAGUGAUGAUGGUGAAGGAAGUGAGUCUGAUUUCGAUAGCAAAUCAGACGCAAGCAAAGACAGUGUUGAGAAAGACGUACAUGAUGAGCUGUAAGGUCAAUCUGGUAUAGAUAAAGCGCCGCAAAAGUGCUCUUCAAAGGAUCUCCAUUUCUCUUUUUAUUUUUUAUUUUUAAUCUUUGCAGCUGUAGGAGUAGAGGGGAAAGGAAUUGCCAUUGCAGUUUGCGUGCACAUUGCUGUCUUGAUCUGAAUUUUUUUUUCUUUAACUUUUGUUAAGGCUUUAGAAACAAAGAGGUUUUAUUCUAUGCUCAAGAUUAUGAAUUUUGAUAAUAAUUUGAUAGUCUGAUUCUCUGA
This is a messenger RNA of Gossypium raimondii (Peruvian cotton), 1566 nucleotides long. RefSeq names its product calreticulin. Gene Ontology annotation, biological process: protein folding. Gene Ontology annotation, cellular component: endoplasmic reticulum membrane; endoplasmic reticulum. Lineage: Eukaryota; Viridiplantae; Streptophyta; Magnoliopsida; Malvales; Malvaceae. Gene Ontology annotation, molecular function: calcium ion binding. The record is from RefSeq and is a predicted model, not a curated record. The coding region runs from base 44 to 1309 and encodes 421 amino acids. The transcript has 13 exons.